This is a messenger RNA of Aethina tumida (small hive beetle), 2083 nucleotides long. Its product is annotated as WD repeat-containing protein 43. Bases 25 to 1872 code for a protein of 615 amino acids. NCBI's taxonomy places the organism in Eukaryota, Metazoa, Arthropoda, Insecta, Coleoptera, Nitidulidae. Gene Ontology annotation, molecular function: protein binding. The transcript has 7 exons. Gene Ontology annotation, cellular component: nucleolus. Gene Ontology annotation, biological process: maturation of SSU-rRNA from tricistronic rRNA transcript (SSU-rRNA, 5.8S rRNA, LSU-rRNA). The record is from RefSeq and is a predicted model, not a curated record.
UUAUUGAGGUUAGAACAUGUGUUAAUGGCGGUCGAAAUGGCUUCGCAGUUCAGUGAGGACGGCAAAUAUUUCGCGCAAUUGGCAACUGACGGCAAAUUGAAGAUCUGGGAUACGGUUGCCAACAACUUCGAUCAAGAGUUUACGCCCGAUUUUCACUUGACAAGCCCCUGUACUUGUUUACACUUUUUGAAUUCGGACGUAACAAACAAGGAUGUAUCGCCUAAAAAGAAAAAACGCAGAGAAUCAGUUGUAGAAGCUGACUAUAAAAUUGCCUUGGGUACUAAGUCUGGUUUGUUGUUGGUGUAUUCCAUAGGAAAAGCAGAUGUUGAAUAUUCAAUUAACAGUGAAACAAGCCAACCAAUUAGUUGCAUUACUUUGGACAACAGUAAUGUUGUGUAUACCGGUGCUGAACAAAAUGUUUUAGUUUGGAAUCUGUCUAAGAAAAAACUAGAGAGCAAGUGGAAAACGGGCAAUGAAAGCAUAACUGCAGUUCUAGUAAUUCCCAACAGUGGUAGAUUAUUAGUAGCAUCGAAAAACAUUAAACUAUGGGACAUAGCAAAGAAAGAAGUGUUAAGGGUUUACACAGGCCACAGCUCCGAUGUGGUGCUGUUAAAAUACAUCAGCCCAAAGCUGAAGGCAGAUGCAUACUUUCUCAGUGGCUCAAAAGUUGACAGACUGUUGAGCUGUUGGAAUCUUAGUGACAGUGCUAAAGAUAAAAAUGCAGUUACUAGUUUUCUUAUGGAGGACGUUGUUCACAAUGUAGCAUUAAAAGCUCAGUCAGAUGGUACGACUAGUGUGGCAGCCAGUGUUAGAAGUGGAGUUGUCCACAUUUAUGAACACACACUUAAUGGGAAAUCUGGAAAACCUGUAAAACCAAAAACUACAUUGCAAGUAGUCUCUGACACUGGUCAAAACAAGGCUAUGGUUACUCCAAUAAGAAUUUACGGAUCAAUUUAUAGAGACGACAAUACUUUGUGUAUUGGACAUGGAACUGAAAUUACUCUCACAUUUGAAAAUAUUACAGUCGAUACAUACCAGAAAUUUCAAUGUUUGGUGCGCAACGAUCCCAGAACAGUCCGUGCGGCGAAAGACGUUGAAGUGACGAAAGUCCAAACCCCAAUCGUCGGCAAAGAUGUUGUGUAUGUGACCCCACAAAGUGCUGCCCCUGUUAAAAGGAAAAAGGAUGGACAACAGGAGGUACCAAUGGAGAUUAGGUUGGAGAAUCUGGUUCUGAACAAGGCAGAUGGUAAAGCAGUCCCUAGAGCUGACAAUGUUGCCCAGCUGUUGGUGCAAGGCUUACACAGUAAAGAUAAAAACAUACUCAGACAAGUCCUAACGAGAAAAGAUGAGACAGUCAUUAAGAACACUAUAAGAAGGCUACCCAUUACAGUAAUUGAGCCCUUGGUGGUGGAAUUGAACAACUUCCUGAAAGGAAAAACUGACAUGUGUCAAAUUGGCUCUCUUUGGCUGAGGCACAUUUUACAAAUACAUUCAGGUAUUUUAAUCUCAAACCCUAAACUAUCAGAGUUGUUGGGAGACUCAUUAAGUGGUAUUGAAUGUAGAUUGGCUAUGCAAGCACAGUUGCAAAGGCUUAGGGGUAGGCUGAAUUUGCUUGCCUCACAGAUUAGUGCCAAACCAAGCACAGAAGGAGACUUAAAUGAAGAACCCCUGCUUGUCUUCAAUGACAAAGAUUCAUCUGAUUCUGAAGAUGAUGUAAUGGAAGUUGACCUACACUCUGAAAGUGAUCAUGAGUGGGAGGAAAGUGAAGAUGAAAUUGAAGAAAAUAAUCAUGAAAAUAAAGACGACGGUUCGAAUGAUGAACAACAAGAGGAUGAUGACAGUGGGGAAGAAGACAAUGAGGAUGAAAAGUGAUGUGUGUUGUAAAUACUAAAUGGUUUUAGAAUUGUGUUCCAUCUUAUGUCAAUAUUGUUUAAUUUGUUAAUUCUUAUAUUUCAAAAAAACUUUUUUAUACACUGAUUUAUUUCCUAUUCUGUGAAAGAUAAAUAUAUGCCUUGUUGAUUUUAUAUUUGAUACAAUGGAUUAUAUGCAUUGAGUGCAUAAUUAAAAUUGAAUUACAAAAAUG